Molecule: messenger RNA, 2342 nt
Organism: Lucilia cuprina (Australian sheep blowfly)
Lineage: Eukaryota; Metazoa; Arthropoda; Insecta; Diptera; Calliphoridae
Exons: 3
Coding region: 1098-2150 (350 amino acids)
Source: RefSeq, a predicted model, not a curated record
UUUCAGAAGUUGUCUCGGAUUUUUCGCGCUAGAUCACACCAACAAUAGCCCCAACAUAACAAGACAAUUCAAUAGUGCUCGCACAUAUCAGUGUUGGUACAAUGGGCAGUUUGUCCACCACAAUGACCGAUAAUUAAUGGCCCAACAUACCAAUUAAAACAGGAAAUCGUAGUAGUUAAAAACCUGAUUAUUUCAACACCUACCGAUUUGCUCCAAAAGGAAAUACAGAAUUUAGGACAUAAAAUACUAAUAAUAAAAAUGCAACAGUUAAAAUUGAACAACCCAUGAAAAACAAUGACAUCGUAAAAUGUUAUAGAUGCCAACAAUUUGGCCACACUAAAACAUAUUGUAGAAAGCUAUUGAAAUGCGGCUUAAAUCACCAUACAAUUAAAUUCAAAAAGAUGAAAAUACUCCUCCACAAUGUUGUAAUUGUUUACAAGCACACACUGCUUACUAUAGAGGGUGUACAAUUUACGAGGAACUCCUAAAGAAAAGAAAUUUUGUUAAAAAACGUAAUAAUAACUAUUAUACUGAUCAAAAAGCAGAAUUUAAUAUUAAUUCUCAAAAUUUUCCAAAUAUUAAUGGUAAUUAUGGAAUAAAUAGUAGUUACAAUGAUCACAAUCACAACACAUAUCAAUACUCUUAUUCUUAAGCUGUAAAAAAAACAGCAAUCAAUACGAAAAUCUUUCUACUUCUUUCCAAAGAAUAGAAGCACUAAUGGAAAACAGAUUGAAACUACCACCACUUUAUUAAACACUAGCUAUACCCAGUGUGCUUCGCUACAUCGUAAUGGAAUAAAAUAGUGGAGUGAUAAGAUAAAAUAGCACUGAAUAUCUGCGGAUAAAAAAGUCGAGUUUAAAAAAAAGAAAAAUAAUAAUAAACAAAUACAAAGCGCAGAAUUUCUUCAAGGAAAACAGUGGUGUAAUAAAAUACGAGAAAAAAAACACAUUACUUCGCCUAGAAGAAAAAUUUGCCAGAAUAGCAUCCAGCAACAAUUAAAUACUGGUGUCUCAACAACAACAACUCUUCAAAGAAACUGUCUCAGGGAAACGGCACACAACAAGGGUUUCUAGUACAAGUAUUUUUGCGGGGAAACGAUGGAGAAGCGCCCACGUUGUCAUAUUUGCCGCGUCAACCAUCCCCUGCAGUAUUGCAAGCCUUUUAGAGUGCUCAGUGUGGGUUUGCGCUGGAAAUCAGCACGAGUUAAGGGAUUUUGCCUUAACUGCCUCGAGUACAAUCAUUUCCGGAAAGAGUGUCCGUCGACAAAGCGAUGUGCAGCGUUAGUUAACGGGCAGCCUUGCAAUGCUUUCCAUCACACACUGCUCCAUCCAGAACCAACGGAAAAGGACGUACUUGCUGCACCUCAUCGCGAGAAAACUGUGAACUCUCAACUGGAGGAUAUUCGAUUGGUGGAUGAACUUCAUCUUGAAGACACCCCCAGUACCGUAAAAAAGGAAUUCCUUAAUGCAGCGACCAAUACUCCGACUCAUCACAAAAGAAUUUCAGUCAGCCAGGGCACCCAAACUUUACCACGAGCAAACCAUCACAAGUUUUCAACCCCAGUCAGGAAAAUAGUGGCAACACAGACACCGAUAAUGGCAGCUUGGCCAAUCCAGCCUAUCGUGCGGGUGAAUCUUAAUUUUAAAGGAGCGAAGAUGUUCACCGAAUUUCUGUUAGACAGAAAAGCGGAAAAUUCAUAUAUCCUGUGGGAUGUGGUUAAAAUACUGCCAGAAUUUAGGCCAAUAAGACUUAACGGGCAAAUAUUUGGUCGGUUUAGAUUGGAGCCAAGUUUUCCCCAUACCGAACAAGAUUCGUUUGUGAUGGACCUACCCAUAAAGGAACGCCUGGACGUCAAUAUGCCGGACCCUAUUUUGGAUGCUUCUUUGCUUCAGCAUUUUAAACAAUACGAGCCUCUGGCGCAUCCUUUUUUUGAUACCUGGCGUGAGGUUGACGGAGUCUUGGGGAGUGACGUCGCUCGUAAAAUAUUAAAGCCCGAUAUUGAGCAGUCGUCCCUUGAUUUACCAAUAUCCCAAUUAUCAACAUUUGGCUGGAUCGUGUCUGGAGUGUGGAGGGGAUGCUCUUGCCACUCUCAGGGGGGGAGCAUGUUGAAGCGACUUCAACUUUAUUUUUAUUUCGUUUUUUUUUUGUAACCAUUUUUUUCUUCCGUGUAAAGAGAGUGCACUCAAAUUUUCUUUUAUUUAACUUGAGUUUUUUUUGUAUAACUGAGUAUAUUUGAACUUUUUUAUUUUUGUCGUUAAAGACCUUCUGGUCGUUUUUAGUUUUAGAGUUUAAGUUUAACUUUCAAAGAAGCAAGAAGCUUAAUAAACCUGAAUUUCAACUAA